AUGACUCCUUAUGAAGCCCUAUAUGGAAGGAAAUGCAGAACACCUCUUUGUUGGGCAGAGGCAGGUGAGAGAAAGGUAAUUGGAUCAGAUCUAGUUGAUGAUGCCACAAGCAAAAUCAGAUUGACCAGGGUUAGGUUGCUAGCAGUUCAAGAUAAGCAGAAGAAGUAUUAUGAUACUAAGCACCGGCCUAUGAAGGGUGUACUUCAUUUUGGGAAGGUUGGCAAACUCAGUCCCUGCUACAUUGGUCCUUUUGAGAUAGUGGAAAGGAUUGGAAAGGUAGCCUAUAGAUUGGCUUUACCCGCUACAUAUGCUGUCCAUAAUGUGUUCCAUGUUUCUUUACUGAUGAAGUAUAUAUCGGAUGAUCCUUUUAAGAUCAUAACGGAAGAUGUGGUCUUACAGUCAGAUCUUAUAUAUGUUGAAGAACCGGAUCGUAUUUUGGAGUUCAGUGUGAAGCAAUUAAGAAGUAGAGAGAUACCGUUCAUGAAAGUUCUAUGGAAGCAUGGAUUGGAAAAGAAUGCAAUGUGGGAGGAGUCAGAAAUGAGGAAAUGCUAUCAUCAUCUCUUUGAGUAA
This is a messenger RNA of Dendrobium catenatum, 570 nucleotides long. RefSeq lists its product as uncharacterized. NCBI's taxonomy places the organism in Eukaryota, Viridiplantae, Streptophyta, Magnoliopsida, Asparagales, Orchidaceae. The record is from RefSeq and is a predicted model, not a curated record. Bases 1 to 570 code for a protein of 189 amino acids. The transcript has 2 exons.